Pristis pectinata (smalltooth sawfish) is the source of this 5213-nucleotide messenger RNA. RefSeq names its product protein phosphatase 1, regulatory subunit 10 (gene ppp1r10). Lineage: Eukaryota; Metazoa; Chordata; Chondrichthyes; Rhinopristiformes; Pristidae. Gene Ontology annotation, molecular function: metal ion binding. Gene Ontology annotation, cellular component: nucleus. The record is from RefSeq and is a predicted model, not a curated record.
GUUUUCCCUUAAAAAAACGGUUUUUUCUUUUGGUGAAGACGACGGGGAAGAAGUCUCUCCCUUGUGUGGGUGUGUGUGUGUGAGGAUAACAAAACAAAACAGCCGCACCUCAAAAUUCCUUUUCAUGUGGUUUUGAUGAACUUGGGACACUUUUUCCAAAAAAAUAUUUGCAAUUCUUGCGAAAGGAGAGAAAAAUAUCAGCAAAAAUAUACCUACUUACCCAUAAGCUCCUUUUUAACAAAAAAAUAAGCCGAGUUCUUUGCAAAAAAAGUCAUGAAAAUCUCUUUAACAAAAAAAUUGUCAACCUUGUGUUGUGUUUGCACAUAAAAAAAAGCUCGAGGCGCUGAAGGAGAGUUUGAUAGUAAUUGAUACAAUGGGUUCGGGGCCUGUAGAUCCAAAAGAACUCCUAAUAGGGUUGGACUGCCUCCUUGGUAAAGAUGGGGAAAUUAAAAGUGGCGAUGAUGUCAUUAGAAUUUACAGGUUGAUGAAGGAGUCAAAAAAGUUAGUAAGCAGAUGUAUGUACUUAAAUAUCCUGCUGCAGACCAGGUCUGAGGAUAUCCUAAAUCAGUUCAUCAGCAUUGGCGGUUACAAGCUGCUGAAUAAUUGGCUGACCUAUUCCAAAACUACCAGCAAUGUGCCAUUGUUACAGCAGAUUUUGUUGGCUUUGCAGCUGCUACCACUCACUGUGGACCAUCUGAAACAGAAUAAUACAGCUAAGAUAGUGAAACAGUUGAGCAAGAGCUUUGAGGAUGAAGAGCUCAGGAAGUUGGCACAGGUUUUGGUCAACCAUUGGAUGACUGUCAUUCGAUCUCAGAAUAAACAGCCAGAGAAGAGAAAGAGGAAGGAUGAGAAGAAGGAUGAAGGCAAGGUUCGAGCACCAGUCUCCGAGAGAGUCCCAGAGCCCAAGUCAGACCUCCGAGUGGAGACGAAGGAGGAAGAAACGGAGAAGAAACGAGAAAAACCCAAAUCGUUACGGACAACGGCACCCAGUCAUGCCAAGUUCCGGUCGACAGGUCUGGAGAUGGAACCAGCAGCUCCCGUUCAGCCAAAAAAGAUGACCCUGGUCCAGUCAUUUCUGACAAGUACAACACUCAAGCCAGCACCUCUUAAGAGGACCAAACAAGAGAGCACAUCUUUAACAAGUAGUGCUGCACCGCAAGUGGAAAAGAAGUACAAACCAUUAAACGUGACACCUAACGCUACCAAGGAAAUCAAAGUCAAGAUCAUUCCGCCCCAACCUAUUGAGAGUACUGGUUUUCUGGAGGCGCUCAACUCUGCCCCAGUACAUGGGCUAAAAAUCAAGAAAAAGAAGAAGAUCACAUCUCCAACCAAUGUCAAGUCCAAUCCCUUUGAUCCAAAAGCCAGCCCUGAACAGAACAGCACCAAGCCUGCUUCUCCAGAAGCUGCCGUCACUGAACCCAUGGAUGUGGAGAGGUCUGCCACGCCUGUACCGCUGGAAGAGGUGUCCGAGCCCAUGGAGAUGACAGCCGUGGAAGAGGAUAACCCAGCAGCCGUGGCUGCAUCAGUGGCCGAGCCAUCUCUCCCCGAGGUAACGCCAGAAGCAGCCAAAUUGACCAAGAAGGGAAAGAAGAGGAAGACUGUGUCGUGGCGUGAGGAGUCCAAGCUGCGGGAGUAUUUCUACUUUGAACUGGAUGAAACGGAGAGAGUCAACGUGAACAAGAUCAAAGACUUUGGUGAAGCUGCCAAGCGCGAAAUGAUGAUGGAUCGGCAGGCGUUUGAGACGGCUCGCAGGCUAAGCCACGACACAAUGGAGGAGAAGAUCCCCUGGGCGUGCCCGGUUUUAAUUGAUUUGGGCCCUCAGCUCGCAGAGCGGGGCAGUAAUAGUCAGGAGAAGUUCAUUCAGGAGGAGCGAGAGAAAGGAAUCCUGCAGGAAAUCUUCCUGUCUAAAGACUGCGUUCCGGAGAGCCCCCAUGAGCCUGAUCCCGAAUCCUAUGAAACCAUUCCGCCCAAGGUCAUUCCGCUGGAUGACGAGAAUGGUGUUGAAGAGCCGUUAUAUGAGGAGCCGCUGCAGGCGAUAGCUGGCUCUCAGUCUCCAGAUGGCUCUGGAAGCUCCAAACUGCCUCCGGUGUUGGCCAACCUCAUGGGCAGCAUGGGCGUGGUGAAGGCACAACAAGCUGGCUCCAAUUCCAACUCCAGCAUCAACGUCCAGGAGCUGCUCACCUCCAUCAUGAGCAAUCAGAAGCCCAUCGAGGAGUUGGUCAAACAGCCAGAGUUUUCAGAUAAAAUCAAACAGCUCCUUGGGCCACUGCAGCAGCAGGCUCCUUCAGGACAGCAGAUGAUGGGCCCCCCUCCGGCCAUGAACGGUUUCCCUCCAGGCCCCAACAACAUGCCUCACUUCCCUCCCGGCGGCCCGGGGGGGCCAGGUGGACCUUUCCCAGGUCCCCACGGCCCCGGCGGCCCCAGGAUGAUGGGCCCCCCCCAGCAGCGGGAUGGUUACUGGGACCAGCCCAACGACAACAUGAGGGGUCCCCCCCAUGGCAUGCGGGGUGGGCCCUACCCGCGGGGGCGGGGCCGCAGCAACGACCAGAGCUUCAGGGGCCGGUGCGGGAGAGGCCACCCCCAUGGUGGGGGCAGGGGUGCACAUGGCAAUGGAAUGGGAGGCAACCACGGUGGAGACAUGUCAAACAGACCACCGUGUCGGCAUUUCAUGAUGAAAGGCAGUUGCCGCUAUGAAAGCAACUGUGCCUUCUACCACCCUGGAGUGAACGGCCCCCCACUGCCUUGAAGCCCACGGCAGGCUGGUACAUGCAGCGGUUAAGCUAACCUUGACUGAAGAGAGCUGAAGAGCAUUCUGGCUGGGCCAGGCACUCUGAUUCCUGUGGAGAUUCCUGACACCAGAGCGAGCAGGCCUCCCUCUAUCCUGUGGAGAGUUUGAACAGUUCACUGCUGUAUCACAGACGUGCAGGACCCUGUCUGGGUCUCCAUCACAGUCUACACAGGCUUCAGAACAAUGAAACUGAAAGGACAUUAGGCAUGGGAUUUAGACCACUACAAUGUGUUCACUGUUGCACAGACACUGGACCCAACUGUUCCCCUUCACCCUUUUCCUCUUUCUCUUUGCCUCUGUGAGGCUCAUUUAAGGCAGCUUGAACUGCAGCUGAACUUUGAAGGAGAGAGAAAAACAAACUGUGCUUUCUCCUUUUAAGUCUGCACCAAAUACUUCUUCACCACUACAGACAAAGUGACAAAAGCUCCCCUCUACCUGUUUGGUUAUUUGCAACUGGUGGUGAAGCAGAGCGAAGCGGAUCACACGUGGUCUGAAGAUUGGGUGAUGUCUCCUCCCUCCCUCCUCCAUUUGCGAGUCCGUUACGUUGGAGACAGGCAGCGCAGAGGCACCUCCUCGGACUAGGCAACUACUGAACGCUUCUACCUCUGCACAAGAAAAGUGCCAGUCAACUAUUUCAACACUGCAUUCGACACCCAGCGAACCUUCUGUUUCACGUUUGGACUUUUGCUUUCCAUUGAGUGGAAGGAAUCCACUCCCUUGGACUAGUUCAACUCGUGCUCUUUUGCAAGUUGCUUUCCUUCUGACUUUUUUUUCUUUGCCCCCUGUCCGUCCCAUCCACCUAUUUCCAUAACACAAGUGCUGAUAACCUUCCAGUCGCUUCCUCACUGUGCAGUGGCUGAAAUCUUUUCCAACUAUUUUUGUAAAUAUCUAUUUUGUAAUAAGUGCGCGGUGUGUUACUGACGGGGACGGUACUGUGUGCCUGGCAGCUGGCGUCCUCUGGCUGAGCUUGUGGUCUUUGUUCAGCAACCAUCAGUACCAUGUCACUGCCUGCAUCACCCUCUUCUCCCCCCCCCCAAGUUAGCAAGGCAUAUCCAGUGACGUCCACCCCACCUGUUCGCCAAAGUACAGUCAUAAACUAGAGGCCAAUAUUUCUCCCCCCCCCACCCCCUUCUCUCCCUCGCUUGGAAUUGUUGGCUAACCGUGACCAGUCUGGGUGUGAGCGCAGGUUGCGGUUCCCAAGGUGAUGACGUUCUUUAACGUGUUUGGUUCAUGGGACGCUGGCAAUUUGGAAACCACUGUUUCACAGACCCCUCCUCCAGCCCUGAGGGAAAGUUAUUCCACAGAUGUGUGAUUUAUUAAACAAGGCCAGUUAGAGUAACCUCACAGUCUCUUUUAAAGUUGCAUCUCGAGGACAAAGGAGUUCUGCCUUGACAGAGGAAGAGUGAGAGCCUGUGCAAGCAGCCAAUGGGUCGCCCCUGAAAUAACCCUCGGCCUGUUCCCCACAGACCAUCUGACAUCUCUACUUGCAUUAUUUUUUUUGUUAAAAGCUUUGACCCCUCUUGCUCUGCACCCAAGGGUCCACCAGUAAACAUCUGGCGGUGCCCAGCAUAUCUUCCUGUGGAAACUCCAUAAAACCCAACUUGAUGGGUUUCAUUCCAGGUUUGGACAUCUGAUAUGUUUAGUGAGGUUUGUUAAGGAAGCGGGGAGACACUAUCCUUGGGUCUCUGUAAAGUUAAAUUUGAUUCUUCUUUUGAAAAGAAAAUGGGCUUAGUUUUGAACUGAGGCUGGGAUGGUUCAGCCAUACUUUAAUUGAAAAUCCAAUGCACUUGAGUUUGAUUUCAAAGGGGGCAGUUAUUUUUGUUUCUGGCUUCUCAGAAUUUGGAUGAAGCCCCUGAUCAGAUGGUGAUGCCCCUGGUCUCAUCUCCACCUGCCGCUAAGUGAUUCACAGCCAGUAAAUGUGUGCAGUUCGAAAAGGGCAUUGUAAAUGAUGCUCCCCAGUACCGAACCCACACUGACACCAAGAGCUUCUGAGCUUGCGUAGCCCCUUGGGAGUGAGGAGGAAUGGGAAAUGUUGCUAGGAAGUCUGUACUGUUGUCAAGGGUCGACCAUUCUGAUUUGUACAGGCAGGACGUAUUGGAUCAGCUAACCCAGUCAACAUUGCACUAACAGUACUGUUAUACACACAAUGGCAGCCUAAUCUCUAGGGUGGUUUCCUUCAGAACGGUGUUUAAUUUUUACAUUUGUGUAUGUCCAAUGUUUGUCUAGUUUGUUCUUUUUUAUAUAAAUAUAUAUAUUCAAAAUAUACCCCAUCAGAGCCGAUGCGGUGAUAAUGGCUGCUACUGAUCAUUUUACAGCUCAGUUUUUUUUUUGAACAAAUGGAUAUUGUACAAUUCUGUCAUUGUGCUUAAAAAUAUAAAUAACCAGGAAGUUUUUUUUUAAUAAACCAAUAAAAGUAUUUUGAAAA